CCUCCCACGGCUCCGGGAGCCUCUCCUCUCCCGCCCCAGAAGUUCAGGGGUCCCCGCUCGGCCUCCCGCGCUCCGGCCGCCGGGACCCUCCGCCUCCGGGAGCAGCCACCUCGGUCCCCGCGAACAUGGCGAGGAGGAGCCGCCGCUGCCUCCUGCUGCUGCUGCGCUACCUUGUGGUCGCCCUGGGCUGUCCUAAGACCUUUGGAUUGUCUGACCCAAAAGACCAUCAAGUAAUCACAGCAAUAGAGUAUCAAGAGGUUAUUUUAACCUGCAAAUUCCCAAGGAGGACCCCGGCCUCCAGAUUAGAGUGGAAGAAACUGGGGCAGAGUGUCUCCUUUGUCUACUAUGGCCAGGAUCUCAGAGGUGACUUUAAAGAUCGAGCUCAGAUGAUGGAUUUCAGUAUCAGGAUCAAAAAUGUUACAAGAAAUGAUGCCGGGAAAUACCGUUGUGAAGUUAGCACCCCAACUAACGAAGGCCAAAGGCUGGAAGAGAACACGGUCACUCUAGAAGUAUUAGUGGCUCCAGGAGUUCCAACGUGUGAAGUCCCCAAUUCUGUUCUGAGUGGAACUGUGGUGGAGCUGCGCUGUCAAGACAAAGAAGGGAACCCGGCUCCUACAUACACGUGGUUUAAGGACGGCACCCGCCUGUUUGGGAAUCCCAAGCUCGACGCCCAAGUCACCAACAGCUCAUACACAAUAAAUACGAAGUCUGGAACUCUGUUAUUUGCUCAGACUUCAAAAGCAUGAAACUACCCAUGUCUGUGGUACAGCUGCAAACAGAAGCUGUUGGAACUUUUUCAGUUGAAGGACUGCCUCUGUCCUCCUAUUGGACAUGAAUUCACUCCUGGUUCAUGUUGCAUUCCAGAUGAUCUCAACGUGAGUGGCAUCAUAGCGGCCGUGGUGGUAGUGGCCUUAGUGGUUUCCAUUUGUGGCCUUGGUGUGUGCUAUGCCCAGAGGAAAGGCUACUUUUCAAAGGGAACCUUCCAGAAGAGUAACUCUGCAUCUAAAGCCACUCCAAUGGGUCAAAAUGAUUUCAAGCACUCAAAAUCCUUUAUAAUUUAAAAGAAUUCCACCUUUGAAAUACACCAAUACCACAGUUGUUCACAAGUUAUUAAAAGAUUAUAACACUCUGCUUUGUCUUACAUUUGCAAAGAGGUACAUAAGGAGAUGAAAUUGGUAUUUUAUUAAAAUUUUUAUGAACACUAAA
This is a messenger RNA of Myotis lucifugus (little brown bat), 1206 nucleotides long. RefSeq names its product junctional adhesion molecule 2 (gene JAM2). NCBI's taxonomy places the organism in Eukaryota, Metazoa, Chordata, Mammalia, Chiroptera, Vespertilionidae. The transcript is spliced from 9 exons. The record is from RefSeq and is a predicted model, not a curated record. Gene Ontology annotation, biological process: leukocyte tethering or rolling. Gene Ontology annotation, cellular component: protein complex involved in cell adhesion; tight junction; cell surface.